Molecule: messenger RNA, 2023 nt
Organism: Castor canadensis (American beaver)
Lineage: Eukaryota; Metazoa; Chordata; Mammalia; Rodentia; Castoridae
Gene: Srpk3
Product: SRSF protein kinase 3
Biological process (GO): intracellular signal transduction; spliceosomal complex assembly; peptidyl-serine phosphorylation
Cellular component (GO): nucleus; cytoplasm
Molecular function (GO): protein serine/threonine kinase activity; ATP binding
Source: RefSeq, a predicted model, not a curated record
GGCAGAGGCUAUAAAUGCACGGGCCACUGCUGGGCCCCACAGGAGCAGCUGCCAGGGGCGCCAGAGUUGUGGGCCGUGAGGCCGGGAUGAGCACCAGCACAGGCGGUGGUGGCGGUGGGGACAGUGGUGGCAGCAGCAGCAGCAGCUCACAGGCCUCCUGCGGGCCUGGGUCCUCAGGCUCUGAAUUAGCACCAGCCCCACCAGCACCUCGGAUGCUGCAGGGGCUCUUGGGCUCUGAUGACGAGGAACAGGAAGACCCCAAGGACUACUGCAAGGGCGGUUAUUACCCUGUGAAGAUUGGUGACCUGUUCAAUGGACGGUACCACGUGGUGCGGAAGCUGGGCUGGGGCCAUUUCUCCACUGUCUGGCUCUGCUGGGAUAUCCAGCGCAAGCGCUUUGUUGCCCUGAAAGUGGUGAAGAGCGCAGGACAUUACACGGAGACAGCUGUGGAUGAGAUCAAGCUCCUGAAAUGUGUCCGGGACAGCGACCCUAGUGAUCCCAAAAGAGAGACCAUUGUUCAGCUUAUUGACGACUUCAGGAUCUCAGGGGUUAAUGGAGUCCAUGUGUGCAUGGUGCUCGAGGUCCUGGGCCACCAGCUCCUCAAGUGGAUAAUCAAGUCCAACUACCAGGGUCUGCCUGUGCCCUGUGUAAAGAGCAUCGUGAGGCAGGUGCUGCAUGGCCUGGACUAUCUCCAUACCAAGUGCAAGAUCAUCCACACAGACAUCAAGCCCGAGAACAUUCUACUGUGUGUUGGUGACGCCUACAUCAGGCGCCUAGCUGCUGAGGCCACAGAAUGGCAGCAGUCAGGGGCCCCGCCCCCGUCCCGCUCUACAGUCAGCACUGCCCCACAGGAGAUCUUGACUGGUAAGCUGUCCAAAAACAAGAGGAAGAAGAUGAGGCGCAAACGAAAACAGCAGAAGCGGCUGCUGGAGGAGCGGCUGCGGGACCUGCAGAGGCUGGAGGCCAUGGAGGCCGCAGCCCAGGCCGAGGACCCCGGCUCAAGAUUAGAGGGGGGCAGCGGCUCUACCUCAUCUUCAGGCUGCCACCCUGGGGGCACCAGGGCCGGCCUCUCCCCAGCCUCCUCCUCCCCUGCCCCUGGGGGCGACCGCAGUCUCAGCCCCAGCUCACAGACCUCAGGCUUCUCGGGCUCCCUGUUUUCGACGGCCUCCUGCUCCAUCCUCUCAGGCUCCUCUAAUCAGCGUGAGACUGGAGGUCUCCUAUCACCCAGCAGACCAUUUGGUGCUUCAAAUCUCCUGGUGAACCCCCUGGAGCCCCAAAAUGCAGACAAGAUCAAGAUCAAGAUCGCAGACCUAGGCAAUGCCUGCUGGGUGCACAAGCACUUCACUGAGGACAUUCAGACUCGGCAGUACCGGGCCGUGGAGGUGCUGAUUGGCGCAGAGUAUGGUCCCCCAGCAGACAUCUGGAGUACAGCAUGCAUGGCCUUCGAGCUGGCCACUGGUGAUUACCUGUUUGAGCCUCACUCUGGAGAAGACUACAGUCGUGAUGAGGACCAUAUCGCUCACAUCGUGGAGCUUCUGGGAGACAUCCCCCCAGCCUUUGCCCUCUCAGGCCGUUAUUCCCGGGAGUUCUUCAACCGGAGAGGAGAGCUGCGGCACAUCCACAACCUCAAGCACUGGGGCCUGUACGAGGUGCUGAUGGAGAAGUACGAGUGGCCCUUGGAGCAGGCCACACAGUUCAGCGCCUUCCUGCUGCCCAUGAUGGAGUACAUCCCUGAGAAGCGGGCCAGUGCUGCUGACUGCCUCCAGCAUCCCUGGCUCAACCCCUAGUCCUGCUGUGGCUGUGGGCCAGGCCAGUUUUGCCAUAGUUCUCAGUGCCUUGAAGGAAAGCAGGAGCUGCCCUCACCCACCCUGCUGGGUGCCGGCUUUCUCACUCCCCAUGCAGGGCAGAGAUGCUGAGGUCAAGCCCAUGUCUUAGAGUGUGUCUGAGGACCUAGAGGGUCCUCUGGGUGGGAAAGUGUUUCUUUCUUAAUAAAGUGUGAACUGAAACACCAGUGUCCCAGAGU